Gryllus bimaculatus (two-spotted cricket) is the source of this 2000-nucleotide messenger RNA. NCBI's taxonomy places the organism in Eukaryota, Metazoa, Arthropoda, Insecta, Orthoptera, Gryllidae. The record is from the annotation of a GenBank genome assembly.
GGUAGGCAACAUUAUCAAAGCGCAAUAGGAACUUGUUUAGGUGGUUGUCAUAGGAACCAUUCUCGCUUUCGAGAGUUUUCUAAUAGAAACAGGAAAUAAAAAGAAUAUUCUGUACAUUCUUUUGUGGUAAACGCAUAGUAGAUUGCUUUUCUUAAAAAAUAAAUAUCUUCUUUGGGAAGACGUAUCUGUUUGUACGGUUACACCAGUUUGGUUACGGUCUUGGAAAUCUUCCUGGCACGUACUUCAAACUCGUUCAAACAGCGUCGGGGUUAUAGAAGUGAGUCAAUAUGGUCAAACUACUAAUUAAGAAAGGAGACCAAAACCAAUUUCUGUAUGAAACUACUGUUAAUAUUUCUAUAAAUGAAUUAAUGGAGGAUACUGUUGCAAUAUAUAAUGGACGUUUGAAGAUAAGUCGGAUUUGUUCAGAGAUGGGACAACUUUGUGAUCAUGGGACAUUGCUACCUCCUAACAUAAUGGGACUCACGGAUGAGCAAGUUGAGGAAUUGAAGUUGAUAGAUGAGUGGGGAGAAAAGUGUAUUCCCAGUGGUGGUUGGACAUUCAAUAAGGAUCCUAUUGGAAGAAGAAAUGGCAAACAACCUAACGAAAAAAUGCAAGAAGUUCUUAAAAAAACUAUUGAGGAAGCAAAAGCAAUGGUUUCAAAGAAACAAGUGGAUGCAAAUGUUUGUGUGACUCAAAAAAUGAUCCACCAUGCCUUAGAUAUAUUGCGAGGAGCAGUGAUGAUAGUAUAUCCCAUGGGACUUCCACCUCAUGAUGUUAUUCGUCAGGAGUUUGAAAACACUGAAGAUUUAAGUGGUACUCAUGCAUCUCUUGAGGUAAUUGAAAUGAGUGAAGCUCAGCUGUGGUUUAGUGGCAAGGAGCUCCUGCGAGGUAAGAAGCUUGUCGACUUUAUUGGCAAGAAUGAGAAGACCAAAAUCAUUGUCAAAAUUCAGAAACAAGGACAUGGAGCACCUGCCCGUGAGCCCGUUGUUUCUGAGGAAGAAAAAAAGGCGUGGAUGCUUCAUGCUUAUCGUCGCCAGGAAGAAUUGAAGUUGACCAAUGAAUUGUGUGACUUGAACCUGAACUCUAGAUGACAAGCCAAGAUCUUGCAACGUCUUCUGACCUUUCUUGUGUAAUCUUGUUUCUUGAGAGAAAUGAGGAUUAGUUGGCAACUUUACAGAAUAUUUUCUUUAUAAUGCUAAGGAUGUUAUACCCGAGCCAGGGAAGAGAAUGGAAAAAAAUAACUAAAUGAUGUUCUUUUGGAUGAUUUCAACAUCCUACUUAAAAACUUUUACAUGCUAAUGCAUUUUAUUUAAUUGGUGUAAGCAAAUAAGCUUGAUAUUCUCCAUUUGGAAUAUUCGUAUGAGAAUAUGAAAUUUGAUUUUAGUGUUUUUUGAAUGACCAUUGUGCAUCUUGUAAUGUUGAACUGUGCCCUUAAAAUUAAAUUUAAUAGCUAUAUCUCUUUAAUAUGUACUUCAAAGAAGACAAGAAUUUGUACAUGCAAAUACAUCUGGAAAUAGAUAAAAAGUUCCUACUAUAUUUUAGUCAUAAAGUCCUCUAAACAUUAUCUUUUUUCCACAGAAAUAGCAACCUUAUUGUCCUUUAUAUAUUCAGAUGCAAAAAGUAGACAAAUUUCUCAUUAGCUAUUUUUGUCGUUCAGUGAAUUAAAUAUACUCAUUAAUUCCAUGAAAAAUUGUUGAAGAUCACUAAAUUAAUUGAAUGUAAGCAAUUAAAGCUCCACCAUGCAAUUAAAACUCCACAACUACCAACCAAUCAGAAUUCAGAAAAAAGAUCAAAAUCGUUUAAUUAUUAAGUUGCUAUAAUACAGACGUGGUCAAAAUAUUUCCAGUUGGUCAUGAAAUGUGAACAAAAAUGUACUUCACAGAUUAUGUACCUGCUUUGACUACACAAAUAAUGAAUAUAACGAAGUUGGUGAAGUGUUGGUUUAACACUGGCUGAAUAAUGGAAUAACAUAAAAUAUAUAACACAAAUAAAUUAAAUGU